This is a messenger RNA of Pristis pectinata (smalltooth sawfish), 3199 nucleotides long. It is a transcript of the gene fundc2, whose product is annotated as fun14 domain containing 2. The transcript is spliced from 5 exons. NCBI's taxonomy places the organism in Eukaryota, Metazoa, Chordata, Chondrichthyes, Rhinopristiformes, Pristidae. Gene Ontology annotation, biological process: autophagy of mitochondrion. The record is from RefSeq and is a predicted model, not a curated record. Gene Ontology annotation, cellular component: mitochondrial outer membrane. Bases 50 to 505 code for a protein of 151 amino acids.
UUUCCGCUGGCGUAGGCGGGGUGUUUCCAGGUGAGAGGGUCAGAACGGAAUGGCGGAGGCAAGAGAGCAGGGAAAUGAAAGUGAUCAGUUUGAGGUGUUGGAUUUGGCUGAAUAUGCCAAACGACAAAGAUGGUGGAACCGAUUCUUUGGAAGAAAUUCUGGGCCAAUUGCUGAGAAAUAUACAGUAGCAACACAGCUGAUGAUUGGAGGAGCCAGUGGAUGGUGUGCAGGCUUUCUCUUUCAGAAAGUUGGUAAAUUAGCUGCAACUGCUGUUGGUGGAGGCUUCUUCCUGCUACAGAUUGCCAACCACACAGGGUACAUCACUAUUGACUGGAAACGAGUGGAGAGAGAUGUGAACAAAGCAAAGAAGCAACUGAAAAUUGGCAAAAAUAAGGUCACAUCGGAAGUACAUGGUGCAUUUGAUGAGGUGACUGUAUUUGUGAAAAAGAACAUUGUCCUCACAGGUGGUUUUGUAGGUGGCUUCCUAAUUGGACUUGCAUCAUGAGGAUUAGUUGAAGAUAAUAUUUUGAGUGAAGAACUAUACUCCAUAAUUAUUUCCAUCCCUACCCUCCAAAGCAUUGAUAGAUUGUAUGUAUUUUGUAAGGGUGAGUGACCCACCGAUCAGUACUGAGCAAGUGGCUUCAGUAUAUUGUACUGAAGGGGGUUUGCAUUACCGAAUUCUUGGCCUCGUCAUUCUAAUAUGACUUAAAUCACCAACAUUUGUGUUUGCCUUUGUUUAGAACUAUAAUCAAAAUGGUGGUAAAUAUAGUAGCAUGGUUACACUCAUUGAAGAAUUGACGUAAGUUUUAACAUGACUUGCAUUCACAAUAUGAUCACACAUUCUGGCGCUCUUUCACUAGAAAAUGAAAAUCUUGUUAUAUUUUUCUUUACAUGUUGAACCUUUAAUCACCAUGUAUAACCUGAGCAGAAUAAUUGCCUGUGUUUUUGCAUGUUUACUACAUGCUACAUAGCACUAACUAAGUUAUUGGUAAAUAUUGAUGUUUGUGAAGACUGCACACUUCCCAUGCUGACAAUGUAUAAGGAUUGGAAUUUAAUAUGUUAAUGCAGUUGGCAGCAUGAUAUGGAUGUACUGACAAAUUCAGUAUGAUGAAUUUAGAAGGACAGGUGCCUGGGAACAUUGAAAAGUCAAAACAUAGACUUAGAAGCUGAAUUUAUUUUUCAUGUCCAUCUUUUCUUGUUUUGCCUUUUCAUUUGAAUAUCUUUAUGUUCUAGGUUUUGACAUCACUCCCAGGUAUCUUUUCUGACUUAAUUGCUUUACCAUAGUGUUUUCAGAUCAUGUUGCCCAUGAGCAAAACCUGUUUCAUUAUAUGCUUUUUCAGACCUUGCUGCUUAUCCAUCCAUUGCUGCAGUGCAGCUCAGAAUUAGAACAUGUUAUGCUCAGCAUGUAGAAAGUAAGAAUCACAACAUUAAGAUCUCAAGUAUCUGAUGUCAUAGUAAAAGUACUGUGCCAAUCUAUGUAUAUCAUAUUACUACUUUAAACUGUCAGUCUGUGUAUGUCCUAUUACUGCUUUAAGUGAUGCUUGCCUUUCCCACACUUGUACUUUUGAGUGAGGUUAUGGGUUCAUAUCUCGCUCCAAGGAUUUCAGUGUGACCCUUGAGUGAUUGUUGCAUUGGUGAAGCUACUGCCUUUCAAAUGAGAGGUUAAAGUGAGGCCCUGUCUGUUCUCAGGGGGACAUGGAAGAUCCAGUGGUGUUUUUACGAAUUAUGUAUUUAUCUUGCUGAAGCUACCUGGUCAUUGUAGAAUCUUGCUGUGUGUAAAUUUGGCUGAAUCCAUUUUGACUGCACGAAAGUACUUAAUUGGCUUUGAAGGGUAUUUGGAACAUUCUGAAUACAAAGUCUUUUACUUCAAUUUUGUCAAAAAAAAAACAUGCAGAUUUAAAAAUGAGCUACCUAGACUGGGCAGCUCACAUUAACAUUUCUGUUUUCCACAUGAGAACAGAAGGUAGGGCAUAAAUCUGCAUUUAUAGUGUAGUUUCUAGAACCUGUACACCUUUAAUACAUUUGUACACCUGGUAAUUGGAUGAACCAGUCUUUUAUAUGCAUAUGAAAUAUAUGGCCAUCCACUUGAGUGAGAGUUUUUGCUUAUACUACUCAGAAUUGAUUCUAAACAUAAUUCUACUGUGACCUAAAGCCAUCUGAGUUAUUAUAGUUUGUCUUUUCCAGUAUUUAAUUUCUCAUUUAUUAACUUGCUAAUUUAUGUGGUCACUUCCAGCCUGAUGGGCUUGGUGGAUUUCCUGCCCUUGACUUAUCCAUUUCUUGCCCUAAAAUUCCUUCCAAGAAAUUGAAUAUAAAAAGAAGUAAUGUGAAAUGCAAGCUGUGUCAAAGGCAAGUCAGAUUGUUUGCAUCAGCAGUGUACGGCCUGUUCAGGAAUUGUUUCCAAUCUUAAGUAAACAUUUGAAUCUAUAGGACAUCUAUAUUUGUACAUUCCUCCGUCCCAAACACACAAUGCAGAUUGUAAUUUCAAUACUUUAUAUGAAGAUGUUAUCCUGCCUUUACUAGCAAUAAUUUUGUCACCUAGACAAUUUUGUAAUAGGGAGUCAAUUUAUUUAAAAUGUUUGCACCAACCGCCAUUUUAUCCUUCCUGAUUUUUUUCAAAAACUAAAGAUUUACUGUACAAAACUGUACAGCACUGUCACAAAUGUACAGAAUGUGCCCUAGCUUUUAAACACUUCCAGAAACUCAUACCUUUUGCACUGUGUUCAUGCAUUUCAUUUUUAAUUUGCAAAUAGAGUGGGAUGGGAUUGUGGACUGUUACUGCUGCAGUCUAUAUUUUCAUUGUGGAAAUAUAUAUUCAUAAACCUGUGCUCAUAUUUCUGGAUGAAAGUCAGUCCAUACACAGGCAUUUUUCUUGAUGGGGGGGUGGGGAGGAAGGGAGAAACAACAUUUAAAGACUUUGAUAGAUUUGUCUCUGAUUUGAACUAAGAAUGCAGCUUAGGUGCACUUUUUGAUUUUUGCCCCAGUCUAGACCAUUGAUGAGUGCCAAGGUGACAUGCAAUCUGAUUUUUCUGUUUAUCCAAUUACUUAGUAUAGGUGUUUGCUUGACUCAAUGUUUUGCCACUUUGUGCCUCUUCUUCACUUUAAUUUAUGAUUGUACUUUUGGUAACAGUAUUAUUUCUCAAAAGAGUGCACAAUGUUAACUUGGUAUUGAGAAAGUACACCAUAAAUGAGUUUUAUGAAA